AUCACUUUGGACCUUCCUUUCGCAAUGUCGCUCUCCUUUCCUUCACUUCACAUCUUUGCCAUUGGACUCUCUCCCCAUCCAUGUUUUCUCGAGUAAAUCAACUCGCUCGCCAUCUUUCGCGACCACUCCCCAACUACCUCCACAACUCCGCAGCUCGAACAACCAGCUCCAUCUUGACGUCACGCACAAUGGCAGCCGAACGAAGCAAACGACAAAUCCACACAGCAGCAUGCCUAAUCAUAGGCGAUGAAGUCCUCGGCGGCAAGACCGUCGACACCAACUCCGCCUACUUGGCCAAAUUCUGCUUCUCCCUCGGCAUAGCCCUCAAACGCGUCGAAGUCAUCGCCGACGAUGAAUCCGAAAUCGUGGAAGCCGCCCGCCGCAUGUCCCACACCUACGACUUCGUCGUCACAUCCGGUGGAAUUGGUCCCACCCACGACGAUAUCACCUACGCUUCCAUCGCCAAAGCUUUCGAUCUCCCCUUAGUCCUCCACGAAGAAGCUUACACGAAAAUGAAAGCUCUAUCACGACCACAUCCGAGUCAGAAAGAUUUUAGCUGGGAUGUGGAUUCUCCUGCACGAAGGGCGAAGUUGAGGAUGAUACAGUUGCCGUAUGAUAAGAACUUGCCGGAUGAGGAUCAGGUCGUUUUUACGGCAGAGGAUCUGUGGGUUCCGAUUUCGGUUGUUAAUGGGAAUGUGCAUAUUUUGCCUGGGAUUCCGAGGCUGUUUGAGAAGUUAUUGCAAGGGCUGAAGCCGAGGAUUUUGCCUCGACUUGUGGAUCCUGAGGGGAAGGGAGUGCAUAGGAUAUUGUUCUCGACGCCGCUGGCAGAGAGUGCGGUGGCGGAAUACUUGACAGAGCUGUCUCAAAAGGUGGAGAGUAAGGGGAUCAAGGUGGGGAGUUAUCCACGAUGGGGUAAGAGUCGGAAUACUGUGACGUUGGUGGGUAAGGAUAAGGAGUACAUGGAGACUCUGGUUGCAGAGGUGGAGAAGGGUGUUGAAGGGAAGAGAGUGCAGGUGGAAGGAGAGGACGACGACGCUGGGAGCGACAAGGAUACAUGAACAUGAAGACAGUCGGUCAGUCCGGACCAUGAAUGAAGUAAUGAGAUUGCCGGGAGCGAACAACUCGCGAAAUGCGACAUCCUGUACAUGUGCUGAGUACGUAUAAACACUUGCUAGAUGGUCAAGACUUUACGAUGCAACAGGUUUCCGCUCUUUUGGCCCUACAGAA
This is a messenger RNA of Cercospora beticola, 1227 nucleotides long. It is a transcript of the gene FPY1, whose product is annotated as flavin adenine dinucleotide pyrophosphatase. Lineage: Eukaryota; Fungi; Ascomycota; Dothideomycetes; Mycosphaerellales; Mycosphaerellaceae. The record is from RefSeq and is a predicted model, not a curated record.